This is a messenger RNA of Sus scrofa (pig), 4012 nucleotides long. RefSeq names its product Fc alpha and mu receptor (gene FCAMR). NCBI's taxonomy places the organism in Eukaryota, Metazoa, Chordata, Mammalia, Artiodactyla, Suidae. Gene Ontology annotation, cellular component: plasma membrane. The record is from RefSeq and is a predicted model, not a curated record. Gene Ontology annotation, molecular function: transmembrane signaling receptor activity.
UUGGUAACCACCAGGCAUGCAGUUGAACUGGAGUUGGGAACUCCAGCUGCCUUCCUCUGGAAGUUGAAGGGGCUCAGUGAGCGAGGAGGCAGCAGCUGCCAGCCAGACAGCAGGGGAAUUUCUCUCCUGAAUUUUCUGUCCUGCCAAUAUUGUUGCAUCACUCACCCAGGAGAGACCUGAGGGGGCUGGCUUGAGCUGGGGCAUCUUGAAAAGUCUGGGAUCCUGGGCUGGAGGGGAGAUGAGGGUAGGAGGAGGUGGGUCAAUGUGUUUCCCUUGACGUUACAGUCAUCACCCCUGGAAAAGUUCUGCAGGAACCAUACGAAGGACCAGAGACCAAGGCUGGCUGCCUCUUAGAAGAAAUAAAAACCCAGAUCCAGCGUGAAGUGAGUUGAUGGCAAUUGAGGAGAGGUGAGUGGCAGGGCUACACUUUGUCCCCCCUUCUUCCAGGGCUAACUCCAGCUGCCUUCGGCCACAUCAGGCCCCCAACUCCAUCUCAAGGCUUAAAGAAAAGAAACGAGGAGGCAUCCAAUCACUGGCAUCUCAAAAAAGAAAAAGUCCAAGUGGAAUUUUAUUUCUGGACUGAAAUGGAUGGAGAAGCCCCAGCGAAGCCUGGAGAGCAAAAGGUCACCAAUCCGAGGGCAGGAUGGAAAAUGCCCUUCCUCCUCUUCCUGUGCCUGCUGCAGGCCGCAAAUGCAUUGAAGGGACCGAGGCUGGUAUCCGGGGAGCCUGGGGGAGCUGUCACCAUCCAGUGCAAAUAUGGCCCCUUGCUCAUCAGCAGCCACCAGAGGAAGUACUGGUGCCGCCUAAACCCCUCAACAGGGCUCUGUCACACCAUCGUGUCCACCAACCGCUACACUCGCCCUUACUACCAUGGCCGCGUGGCCCUAGAGGACUUCCCGAAAAAAGGCUUGUUUGUGGUGAGGCUGUGCCAGCUGUCCCCGGAGGACGUGGGCUACUACCGCUGUGGCAUUGGGAACAACAACAACCUGCUGUUCUUCAGCAUGAAUCUGACCGUCUCUGCAGGGCUUUCCAAAACCAUCCCCACAGCCACUCCAGCUGCUGGGGUGGCUCCCAAGCUCACCACGGGGCCUUUUGGUAGAGCAUCCGCAGCAGCCAACAUAUGUAUGUCAGGAACCAUCCAGACUCUAGAAGCACAGGAGACAGAAUGGAACAGAGUUGUUCUGACUCUGGGAACCAUCGAAACCUCAGCUACAGCUCAGGAAAGGCAAACUGCAGGAGCAACUGUGACAGUAGCGCCAGGGACAGGCGGCCAGGUAGAGGUUUCCAUCUGGGCAACUGUCCCCACCACACAGAGUCCAGCUUCAACAAUCAGAGGCGAGUUCCAAACCACAGGAGAUGUCCAGGUGUGGGGCUCCACAAGUUCAGAAGCAAAGAAGGCUACAGCCAGUGAAAGGGAGAGCGGAACGGCAACUGCUAGUGCCAGUUGGCAAAGCGAGGAAACAGAGUGGGUCAGACUAGCCUCAGACACAGCUGGAAAGGUCAUAGGGACCACAAGGCCAUCAACUCUGGUCUCUGAAAAAUGGGUGUGGGAAACCCCUCGAGAAAAAGUGUCCGUCGCGAAGCCCCAAGCCCUGGGCUCCAAGAAAGGACCCGACCCUGCUGCAGCUGUGUGGACCUUGGAACUGACAAGCAUGGAGAUGGCAUCUGCGGAGGGAAGCAGCGAAGGGGACCUAGACAACCCUGCUGGAGACAGUGGUCCCCCCAUGACGCCAAGCCAGGCCCUGGCAGCUGGGCCCCUCAGGCCCCUGGGGGAGGACUCCUCCGUGAAGAGUUCUUCCCAGGAAGAGAAAACCCUCUCUCGGAUCCUGACUCCCCUCUCCACGGUGCUGUGCCCGCUCAUGCUGACAACUCUGGUUCUAUUGCAAAGGAAGCUCCGGAGAAAGAGCAGCUCUCAGGAGGUCGAAAGGUCAUCGAGAGUCACCUUGAUUCAGAUGACACGUUCUGGAGCUGAGCCUCCAGCCGGACCAGCUGCCCCAGGCGGAAAGGAAGAUGUUCCCAGGUGAUGCUCCUCUCCACGCCAGCCUGCCUGUCCCAGACGGGGACCCUGCACCCCGAGGAAUGGAGGAUUAGUCGCUCUGUCACCAUGGGAGAAGAACCAGGACCAAAUACCAUGUCUCCAGCCCCCUCCUGCCUUCUUCCACCUGUGUGAAGGGAAGCUAGCAGAGGGGGGACUCCAUCUGGAGAAGCACAGGCUGCCCAUCACUGGACCAAGGAAGGCCAAGCAUGUUUCACAGCCCCAAUUGACAGUGUGACCCAACGAAGGCUGCAGGAAAGGAUCUAUUAAUUACUGGUGGAAGCUGAUGGACCUGGAAAAAGUGUCGAAUUUCCAUUCCCGGAGGUCUGAAAAUAUGAGAUGCUUCCCAUCAGUGUGGAGAAUGAAUGAAAUUUCAGCCACUGUUCCUAGCCCCGGGAAGGCACCCCCUUUUCUGACAUCUGUUAGCACUCAGCCUGCUGCGCUCAUUUAAUUAUAUCCUUUUCUUUUUUUUUUUAAAUUACUCAGUGAAUUUUAUUACAUUUAUAGUUGUACUGUGAUCAUCACAACCCAAUUUAAUUAUAUCCUUUUCAAAUAGAUUCUAAGCUCUUAGGACAGUAAUUGUGUUGUGUUUCGUUUUUUUGGCUGUGCCCAUGGCACCUGGAGGGUCCCAGGUUAGGGAGCGAACCUGCACCAUAGCAGCGACCUGAGCCGCUGCAGUGACAAUGCAAGAUCCUGCCAUAGGAGCUCCCCCAGGACAGUAAGUGUGUUUUAAUCUCACCAUGUCCCCAAAGAACUUUAACUCAGUAGGACCCCCAAUAAAUGCCCAUGGCUGAUGGAAAUGGCAUGGGCUCAGUGGCCUCUGGGGACCCUGCCCACACAGAUGCUCUGAAUCCCCCUGCACUGGGGAGUCCCUUAGAUGAUCCCAUGAGCCCCUACAUACAGAUCAAAAGCAAGACCCAGUCCAUCCUCCCCAUUUGGCCCCACGCUCAUCAUGUGGUCAACCUUUUGACCCAGUCAAGAUUUUCUGGGAUUUUCCUAAGUUCAUGGAGGAGGAGGGUAUUUUUCAGUAGAUGCAGUAGAUCUUCUUCAUAAAGCUCCUCUUAUUCAACUGUUUAUAAAUAUAUCCUUGGUCUCAAGGGCUGUUGAUGGAGUUAGAAAAUGGUUAUGGUAAGAGGAGCGGAUAAGAGAGAAGGUGGCCAAGAGGAAUUUUAUGUGGAUUCUGCUUCACAAUCACUUUAUCUCAUGCCCAUUGGGGGAACUUUUGCUCCACUCUUGAACCCACUGUCUUUUCAGGAGUCACAUCUGCUCUUUUAUUUUGCCAGAUCUGCCAUCAAGCUGCCUAAACUUCAUGUUUGGACAGAGCAGCUCUUGAGUGACAGAAGAGAAGGGAAUCAAAGGCCCCCAUAUCAAGUCAAGAAUUGUCAGGAAGAUGUUCCCAGGAGGCUCAGCCCUGCCUCCUCCCCUGUCAGCAGUACCAGAAAUCCUUCCGGCUAAGCUCCUCAUCGCUGGGGCUGAACCCUGACACUGUGCAGAGAAAAUCAAUGCGAGGGGGUCCUCCCAGUCCAGGGGAGAGAGACCCACUGAUGUGAAUAAGUAGGGCAGUGGCAUGCCUCUAGCCAAAUGGAUUCACAGUAUUUCAGAGCUAAUAGAUGUUCAGAGAUGACCAGUCUAAACCCCAGGGUGAGGUAACUGAGGAUCCAGGGGGAAGUGCCUUGGUAAAAGUCACUUGGUUAACCCAGUUUGGAGUGAGGUCUAGAAAAGGGAACUUUCAACCUUGACCUAGUGCCUUCCCGAUGUCACCUUUGCUGCACAAUGUUUCAGAGCAAAAGUCCUCGUCAAAAAUCAGUGACACCAUUAUCCUAGCCUCAGACCAUUUUCAUGCAUAGGAGCUCAGUGACCUGCCCUUACAGGUCAUACUAGCUCAGUGACCUCUAAGAGGGAUCGAACAGCCACCUUUAUCCCAUCCAACCAAUGAGGCAGCAGGCCCACAGUCACCCAGGCAGCCACAGUCACCCA